AGUCUGCUGGUAACUAUAGCAACAAGGCAAAAAGCUAGACCGCUAGUUAGCAGCAACACUCUGCAACUUACAUUGUUUCAUUUGUUCCCCAGUCAGUUCAUAAAAAAUUAAAAUACCACGGUGAAAAUGCAGUAACCGCAUGUAGGUAAAAACAGAACUUAUACCGACUAACAGUGCUCGAUGUUUGUGUGUGCCGUUUGGGGAUGUUUACAUCGAACUAGCCAACUUGCUACCUCGUUACCGCCGUGUUAUUCUGAUCCAUGAUGGGCAAAGAUGUUGAGGAAGUCUCCGCGUCUCUAGUACGGGAGUAUCUCAGUCGAAAGGGCCUGAAGAAAACCAUAGCUUGUAUGGAUGAAGAGCUUCCACGAACUAAUUCAAGCAUUAAUAACAGAUCAGAUCUGCGCAGAAUACUUCACCUUGAGGGCCUUUACAAAAAGAAUAAGGCAGAAGAACAUCCUUUGAAUUCCAUGUUGGAGAUGAUUGUGAAGGACAGAAUAAGUGAAGGUGGCAAAAUCAAAGGAUGCCGACAUGACAGUCAAACCACAUCCAGUAUUUCGAUAGACAGGACUAGGAAUGUAAAAAGAGAGGAUUUUAUGGAAAAUCUUUUGUGUGACACUUCAAGGUUAUCUGAAGGCAGUGCGUCACAAGUUAUUGUGCCUUCCCAAACGUCUUCUGAAAAGCUGCGCAAUAGCUUUGCUGUUCACCCUGAAAGUGAGAGAAGUAUGCACUCUUUACCUUCUAGCCAGGAUAGUCUCUUAACAGUAUCAAAAGAGGGAAUUCUCUCUGAGAAAAAAGUUGUAGACACCGACAGCCAGAAGAACAGAAGUAGCAGGAUAAGACGGGGCAUUAUGGCGGGUCCGAUUGUCAGCUCCGCGCAGGAAAGUAACAGGAGGCAUCCAACUCGAAAAGCACCAUCAUCUGUUAUAUCAACCCUGGAGCACUGUAGAGAAACAGCAAACUGGACAAAUGGUGUCAAUUCUACAAAGUCUAUCUCAUCAGCCCCUCUUGAAGAGGGCGGCAUGUUUUCUAAUUUACAUACAGGAAGCGUAGAUUGUAAUCGACAUGAGAGGACGUCAGAUGUCAAGCAUGGCUUAAAGAAUUCGGCACCCAGCCCAAAACUGGAUGGACUCCAUGUGUUGGAAAUGGUUUUGGAUGACGUGGAGAAUGAGGAUAGCCUGUGUGAUGUUUCUAGAGCAUCCAUGCCAAAACUUAGUUUGGACAAGACUCCCAUGGACCAAAUGACUGCCACUGCUCUGAAGGAGAUCAUCUUUGGUUCUUCUAUGGCUUGUUUCACUGAGGAGUGGAAACAACAGAAUUUGACCUUUUCAGAUAUUCCUGGUUUGAAGUAUGGGAUUGUACAAAAGAAGGGAGGACCGUGUGGAGUUCUUGCAGCAGUUCAAGCUUGUGUUCUACAGAAGCUUCUGUUUGAAGAAUCAAGCAAUGAAUCAUCAGAGAGGAGAUUGGAGGUAUCAAGUGUUUUACGGACUAAAUGUUUGUCUCUGGCUUUGGCUGACUUACUGUGGAGAGCAGGGAAUAUGAAAAGAGCCACAGUCGCAAUAAACACAGGAAGAAGUCUGUUCACCCCAGUUGGACGCUACAAAUCAGAUGGUAUUCUAGAAAUGAUAACGUACGUCACUGUGGAGACCUUAGAUGAUCUCGCUUUAGUUCUUGAGCAACAUGUUAGACAGUUUGAGUCUGGUCCCUUUGGCUGUAUCCUGUUUACAGUCUCCGCCAUUCUUUCCAGAACUAUUGCAAUUAUAAAAAGUGAUAUGGAUGUGCCAACUUCCACCCUCAUUGGAGCUCACGGCUACUGCACACAGGAAUUGGUAAAUCUUUUGCUUUGUGGACGGGCAGUUUCAAACGUCUUUAAUGAUGAAAUGAAGCUUGAUUCCGGAAAUGGAAAUUUUACACUUCUGAAGGGAAUUAAAACACGUUGCAAUAUUGGGCUGAUGUCUUUAUUUGAGCACUAUAAUAUAUGCAAGAUUGGAUCUCACCUCAAAUCUCCCAAGUUUCCAAUUUGGGUAGUGUGCAGCGAGAGUCAUUUCAGUGUGCUCUUUUGCCCCUCUGAAGAUCUGGCAACCGAUCACCGCAAAGAAGAAGAGUUUGACUUGUACUAUUAUGAUGGGCUGGCCAACCAGCAGGAACCAAUUAGAUUAACAGUCUAUCCACAUUCUGCUGCUGGUGCUGCUCAGAAUGACGACGCAGACAGUGAUCUCAUUCCUCCACUGGAGCUCUGCAUCAGGACAAAAUGGAGAAAUGCUGUGGUCAGCUGGAACAAUACAGAUCCCAUUCUUUGAUAAUGCACGUAAAGGAGAUUUUUAUUUGACCUUGUAUGAUUUUAUCUGGUUUCAAUUAGGUUUUAUAUUCAAAAAAUGCAUGUGUUUAGUGUUUAUUUAGUUUUGAUUGCCGUCAUUCUUAAUUUAUAGUAUUUUCAUCAGUUUGGUGACCCUCUUGCUUGUUUUAUACUUUAUAUUUAAGUCUCUCAUAGUGUUACAUUGGAGGUAUGGCAUAAGGAACUGUUAUGUUUUGUCUUACUUUAUUCAAAUCAUGAGGAAAUUAUCAGUGAGAAUGACUUGUGAUGUGUUAAUAAUUGGCAUUGUUCAUUCUCUAGUAAUUAAAGGGAUAGAUUACUCAAAAAUGUCAAUUCUGUCAUUGUUUACUACCUCCUACCAUUCCAAACAUAUGUUUAUGACUUUUUCUCUUCUGAGGAACACAAGAGAAGAUAUUUUGAAGAAUGUUGGAAACCGGUUUGCAUGACAAUUAAAUUGUGGACAAACAUCUGACAUUUCUAAAAAUGUCUGAAGAAAUUCAUAGUUCAUAGAAAUGUAUCAGUUUUUUGAAAUGACAUGAGGGGUGAGUGUAUUUAAAAUUUUUGGUGAACUAUCCCUUUUACUGUGUGCAAGAAAAAGGUUUCUAAUGAAGAUAUACAGUGCACCUUGCAUGGUGAAGACUCUUUGGUUUACUAAAAUGUCACAAGAAAUGCAUCAUAGAUAUUAAAUCUUCCUUGAACUGGA
Messenger RNA from Puntigrus tetrazona (Sumatra barb), 3014 nucleotides. RefSeq names its product MINDY lysine 48 deubiquitinase 4 (gene mindy4). The coding region runs from base 261 to 2297 and encodes 678 amino acids. The record is from RefSeq and is a predicted model, not a curated record. Lineage: Eukaryota; Metazoa; Chordata; Actinopteri; Cypriniformes; Cyprinidae. Gene Ontology annotation, molecular function: cysteine-type deubiquitinase activity; K48-linked deubiquitinase activity. The transcript has 18 exons. Gene Ontology annotation, biological process: protein K48-linked deubiquitination.